Molecule: messenger RNA, 1077 nt
Organism: Paramuricea clavata
Lineage: Eukaryota; Metazoa; Cnidaria; Anthozoa; Malacalcyonacea; Plexauridae
Source: the annotation of a GenBank genome assembly
AUGGAUUUGUCACAAGUCUGCGACAUCGGUGCCUUGAUGCAGAACGGCGUAUUGCCACGACAGGACAUGGCUUACGUUCCUCCUGAUGGUAAGAGACUUUGAUUUUCUUCAGUAAAUCUCGUCUAUGAACGAUUCUAUGUUCAUCUGCUAUCAAAUCAUGCUAUAGACAUGCAUACUAUGCUCGUUUCUCUUUCCUUAUCUCUUCAAUUUCAAAGCGUAUAUCUAAACACAGUUUGUUUGUCUAUUUAAACAGUUCAAUACGUCUUAAAUAGUGGAGUCAAUUCCCUGUUUCAAACUUUUCGCGAGGAAACUAACGGAAUUCCCGAUGGUGAGUAUCUUAACUUUUUAUCGAAAUUCGUUCUUUCACUUUCGACUUGAUAUGAAAAGCUUUUCUAUUAAAAUGACGUAAUGUUUAAUUAUCGCGUGAUGUUUUUCAUCGGCGAAAUUAAUCGACGCCCUUUUGAGUCCUCCCACGCUAAGUACCUGUCAACACAGGAAUGUGGGGUAAACCGGUUUUGUCUAACCUGUUUGGGCAGGUCUUGAUAUAAUUGAUACAGGUUUCUUAUUACACACCAAUAUGCCUUGUUCUUCUUGACUGCAUUGAUAAAUGAUAAUUGACAUACUAAAAUACAAUUUACUAAAAACAUGGUUGAUUAUAUUUCUCGUUGGGUUUUGAUGUAAUUACCUAUUGAGUUCAAAAUUCACAGUUUCAAAAACUCGUAUCAGUGACAGUGGCGUGUAUUUUUUCUUUGGAACUCUUACCAGUCUACGACUAAACAACUAAUAAUUGGUCAAACUGGUUUGAUUUGAUGAUUUGGCAUGUUUGGGCAGAUUAUUAAUUACUGUUUUUUCCUAUUACAGAUCCUAGAGAUUGGACAUCUCAGGACGUGUGUCAAUGGCUGGGGUGGGCUGAAGCUAAGUUUAACCUUGGCAUUCAACUAUCAAGCUUCUUGGAUCAGUAUGGAUUCGUCUACGAUGGUAAAGCUCUCUGCCGACUUACAAAACGCAAUCUGUGCUUUAAUACAUCGGUAGCUAUUGGAGAGAUUCUAUGGCAAUCUCUACAGAGAAUCUGCCACG